CGGGCAGGCGCCCUGGGGUCCUCAGGCCGAACAAGAUGGCGGCGCUGAGGCUGUGGAGCCGUUUCCGGUGGUGGGGGCGGGGCCGCGGAGUGCGGGGGCUGUCAGGGAAAUACGAGUAUGAUUUGUUGGUGAUUGGAGGUGGUUCUGGUGGCCUUGCCUGUUCUAAAGAAGCGGCCCAGUAUGGCAGAAAAGUAGCAGUGUUAGAUUUUGUGAAGCCAUCCCCUAAAGGCACCACAUGGGGUCUUGGUGGAACUUGUGUCAAUGUGGGCUGUAUUCCCAAAAAGCUAAUGCACCAUGCAGCUCUGCUGGGGGGUGCCAUUAAAGAUGCCAAGAAUUAUGGCUGGGAUAUACCCUUACCUGUACACCAUGACUGGAUAGAGCUAAUGUGUGCAUUUAAUCAGAUUUUAGAUAUUAAGGAACCUUCUAUUCCAGGGGCUGAACUUGGCAUUUCCAGUGAUGAUAUUUUCUGGCUUCAAGACUCACCUGGAAAAACGUUGGUUAUUGGUGCAAGCUAUGUGGCCUUGGAGUGUGCUGGAUUUUUAACUGGUGUUGGUUUGGACACUUCAAUCAUGGUGCGAAGCAUUCCUCUCCGUGGCUUUGACCAGCAAAUGGCUCACUUGGUGACAGACCACAUGGCAUCUUAUGGUACCAGGAUCUUUUGGAAAUGCAUUCCAAUCAAAAUUGAAAAACUGGAUAGUGGAAAACUGCAGGUUAUUUGGAAAAAUCUUGAGUUGAAUGUGGAAGAACGAGAGUCCUUUGACACCGUGAUGUGGGCGAUUGGUCGAGCACCUGAAACAGGAGACCUGUGUUUAGACAAAGCCGGGGUCCAGAUUCAUCCAGAAACUGGGAAGAUCAUUGUUGGUGCCAAUGAAGAAACUUCUGCUUCCCACAUCUAUGCAAUUGGAGAUCUUGCAGAGGGUCGACCAGAACUCACGCCAACAGCUAUCAAAGCUGGCAAGUUACUGGCACAUCGACUUUUUGGCAACUCUACUGAAUUGAUGGACUAUGACAAUGUCGCAACGACAGUUUUCACACCAUUGGAGUAUGGCUGCGUAGGCCUGUCUGAGGAAGAGGCAGUACAACGACAUGGUGAAGACAAUAUAGAGGUAGGAAGCAUAGAAGCCUAUUUUUCUGUCUCGUAAGGCUCUCUUAUUUGAUUGCCCUGUUUGAGUUUUGCAGGUCUGGAAAUUUGGGCACAUUUUUUCCUGCCAGAGGACAAG
Rhincodon typus (whale shark) is the source of this 1220-nucleotide messenger RNA. RefSeq names its product thioredoxin reductase 2, tandem duplicate 2 (gene txnrd2.2). NCBI's taxonomy places the organism in Eukaryota, Metazoa, Chordata, Chondrichthyes, Orectolobiformes, Rhincodontidae. The coding region runs from base 36 to 1142 and encodes 368 amino acids. Gene Ontology annotation, cellular component: mitochondrion; cytosol. Gene Ontology annotation, biological process: cellular response to oxidative stress; glutathione metabolic process; cell redox homeostasis. The transcript is spliced from 12 exons. The record is from RefSeq and is a predicted model, not a curated record. Gene Ontology annotation, molecular function: glutathione-disulfide reductase (NADPH) activity; flavin adenine dinucleotide binding.